AUGGAUUUGGAAGAGAGCGUCUCUGACUCUAAGCUACAUAAGGAUAGUAUAGCAAAAAAAGAAUUGCGACCAACUAGUGCUGUAUCUCUAUCGAAAUCUGAUCAUGGUCCAGUGGAAACAACUUCCUCUUUAGAACAGUUAAAGGAGUAUAAAAGUUGGGUGAGUCCAGAAAGAUGGAAUGAGUUAAAGAAGAUUGCGGAUACGGCUAUGAGAGAGCGUAAAGUAUUCAUGAUAAAAGGUGGAGGGUUUCCUGCUGUCCGGCGAGCACUGCUUGAAAGAGGUUGGAUUGAGAAAUACGAAUCUCACAAGGUUCGUCAUCCACCAGCAAAUGUCGAUGUUAGAAAAGUAACUGGAAAAGAGUUGACGAAAGUAGAGAGAAUGAUUUUAUAUAAAUUUAUGGAACACCAUUCAGUUGAUUUUCUUUGGACAACCAAGCGAGAUAAAUACGAUUGGUUGCUAAGUAACAAAGAAGUUAUUAUAAGCAGAUUCUGUAGAUCGAUAUUCACCACCAAAGAAGGUUUAACGUCUUCGCUGACGCAAAUGCAUUGGUAUACGGAUCCAGGAGUAGCACUAACGCGGUUUCCUCGCUGCUACAAUAUUUACAAUUCUGAUAGUCUAGAAGAAUUUAUCGAUGACUUUAGAAUCACAGCCUGCAUCAGUGUCCUUAAGUGGCUUUCCAACAGUCUUCAAGCGAAGGGUGACCAAGGAUUAAUAUCAGCUCAUGGAAAGGUCCCCUUUAGUUCUAUAGAAUUUGCAAUCUCGAGACUCAACGAAUAUGUUACAUUCUUUACACAUAAAGAUAUUGAUGACACAGAAGAUCAAUCACCGCACGUUUGGGAACAUGAAUGGGACCAAUUCCUCACGCACCAUUAUCUCCUGGUACACGAAAAUUCAAAUUUUUCUGAAGACAAAAAUGUAAACAUACGGCAAUUAGAGCGCAAAGCAUCUAAAACAUUAGGUACAAUGGUAAAAUUUUGGCCCCAGAUGGAUAUCGAUGGAGUUCUCAAUAUCUGGAUAGUGAAACCUGGCAAUAAAUGUCGUGGGAAAGGCAUACAGUUAAUGAAUAACAUUAAAGAUAUAAUUGGUCUCAUAAAUGUUCCUGCGCAGAAGACUAGAUAUGUCGUUCAAAAAUAUAUUGAAAAUCCUUUGGUUAUUUAUGAAACAAAAUUCGACAUACGACAGUGGUUUUUGAUAACAAAUUGUCAGCCACUCACAAUUUGGGUGUACAAAGACAGUUAUUUAAGAUUCAGUUCACAAAUAUUCAGUUUGUCAAAUUAUCAUGAAUCAGUACAUCUAACGAACAAUGCAAUACAGACAAAAUAUAAAAACACUGGUGAACGCGAUAAAGCUUUGCCCGAUGAAAAUAUGUGGGACUGCCACACAUUUAAAGCAUAUCUAAGACAGAUAGGUAAAUAUGAAAUGUGGGACACUAAAAUCUACCCUGGUAUUAAACAAUGCCUGAUUGGUGCUAUGUUAGCGUGCCAAGAAUCAAUGGACAAAAGGCAGAACAGUUUUGAAUUAUAUGGAGCUGAUUUUAUGUUAACAGAAGAUUUCACUCCCUGGCUCAUUGAAAUUAAUUCUAGUCCAGAUUUAGCACCCACUACAUCAGUAACUGCAAGGUUAUGUCCGCAAUGUCUCGAGGAUGUUGUAAAAGUGGUUCUAGAUCGACGUUCUAAUCCAGAGGCCGAUACGGGAACCUUUGAAUUAGUUUAUCGACAAGUUAUACCAAAAGCUCCAGCGUAUCUUGGUUUGCAAUUAUGUAUUAACGGAAAAAGGCUCUUGAAAAAGACAAAAGACAAGAAGUUUGAGCAAAAAAGUGUUACACCUUUUUCUCCUCCAAUACCAGUAGGCGAUAUAACGUUAGAUGUAGAUCAACCGGUUCCAGCUGAAUACAGUGGUCCCAUAAUAACAGAUUUUUUGACGUGGCUUAAUCCCUACGAUGCUUUACCAACUAAUAAAGAUGGUAUUUUAGUAGGUCCAAAGGAUUCGCUCACGGUACGCCAAGCUGUCACUGCCAUGAAAUCAAAUAUCAGUUUAAAAAACGGUUCAAAAAAGCGUAAAACAUCUGCCGUCUCUUUUAGGACUCAUCGAGGAACACGAGAAAGAAACAUAGAAUCUAAACGACGCGUGAAGCCCCAUUCAUGCUGUCGACCUGAAGAUAACCAAAUACCUAACCACGUUAGUAAAUACCGUACCGAGUCAGCAAAAAAAUCGGAGAAACCAAAGACUGAUAGGUCGGUUGGUAACAAACGUUGCUACAUAGAUCCUAUUGAAUGGGAACGAGAAACUGCAAGUAUUCUUCGAUCUACAAUUUCUGUACAAAACAAAAUUUCUGAUAGAAACGAGGUAGUUGCUUCAAUACGACAAACAAAAUCAAGUAUCACACACAGAAAUACAAAACAAAUUCUAGAACCAUCAUGUUCACGUAGUUUUGCCAACGAUAUGAAUCCAAUCAAAAAAUUAAGUGCUAUCGGUAGAAGUAUAAGUAAAAUACGUGAAGAAAAUAAAUCAAAACAAAAAUCCAUAACGUUUUCAAAAAGCUAUACAUCUAUUUACGCACCAUACAGGGUUAUCGACUCUCCUCUAAUCGAAGAAGACGAUUCGUUGUUUAAAAAAAAUAAUAAAAAUAUUUACUGA
Messenger RNA from Zerene cesonia (dogface butterfly), 2637 nucleotides. RefSeq names its product tubulin glycylase 3A-like. Gene Ontology annotation, molecular function: protein-glycine ligase activity, initiating. The record is from RefSeq and is a predicted model, not a curated record. Gene Ontology annotation, biological process: cilium assembly; cilium movement; protein polyglycylation. Lineage: Eukaryota; Metazoa; Arthropoda; Insecta; Lepidoptera; Pieridae. Gene Ontology annotation, cellular component: cilium. The transcript is spliced from 9 exons. Bases 1 to 2637 code for a protein of 878 amino acids.